Messenger RNA from Pyricularia grisea, 1794 nucleotides. RefSeq lists its product as uncharacterized. The transcript is spliced from 3 exons. Gene Ontology annotation, biological process: carbohydrate metabolic process. Gene Ontology annotation, molecular function: cation binding; starch binding; alpha-amylase activity. NCBI's taxonomy places the organism in Eukaryota, Fungi, Ascomycota, Sordariomycetes, Magnaporthales, Pyriculariaceae. The coding region runs from base 1 to 1794 and encodes 597 amino acids. The record is from RefSeq and is a predicted model, not a curated record.
AUGUUCUUCACAGUCUUGGUCAACUUCCUCCUCCAGUUCGCCACUCUUGUGCAAGCUGCGGACACAGCUGCAUGGAAAUCCCGGAGCAUCUACUUUGCCCUCACGGAUCGCGUGGCUCGCAGCAGUAAAGAUUUUGGAGGUGCCGCGUGCAGCAACCUGACCACAUACUGUGGCGGUACCUUUAAAGGGCUCGAGUCAAAAUUGGACUAUAUCAAAAACAUGGGCUUUGACGCCAUGUGGAUCAACCCUGUCGUCGAGAACAAAGCGGAUGGCUACCAUGGCUACUGGGCUCAAGACUUGUACGCCAUCAACUCCAACUAUGGAAGUGCCGCCGACUUGAAGAGUCUGGUCAAGACGGCUCAUUCCAAGGGAAUUUAUGUCAUGGUCGAUGUGGUAGCAAAUCACAUGGGACCGGGUAACAUAUCCGACAACCGCCCAGCACUGCUGAACCAGACAUCUUCCUACCACGCCCAAUGCGACGUUGACUACAAUAACCAGACCAGCAUUGAAAAUUGUUGGGUGACGAACCUCCCAGACCUCAAAACCCAGAGCUCUGACAUUCGGAAACUACUGUACACCUGGGUUCAAUGGCUAGUCAAAGAGUACAGCUUCGAUGGGGCACGUAUCGACACUGUAAAGCAUGUUGAGAAGAGCUUUUGGCCUGGAUUUGUCUCCGCCAUAGGAGCAUAUGCCAUCGGUGAGGUUUACAGCGGGGACUCGGCAUAUAUGGCCGGUUAUGCGAACUUGAUGCCUGGCCUGCUCAACUACGCCGUGUAUUACCCCAUGAACAGGUUCUACCAGCAAGGGAACACACCACAGGAGCUAGUCACCAUGAUCGAUAACGUAACCGCGUCUUUUCCCGACCCUGCAGCGCUGGGCACCUUUCUUGACAACCACGACAACCCCCGCUGGCUGAACCAGACAAACGACCAGACUCUUUUGCAAAACGCCUUGGCCUUUGUCUUUCUCUCCCGCGGCAUCCCUAUCCUGUACUACGGAACCGAACAAGGGUUUGUUGGAGGUAACGAUCCUGCCAACCGCGAGGAUUUGUGGCGGAGCGGUUUCAAAACCGACACGACGUUGUACAAAUCAAUAAACAAGCUAAACGCCGCGCGCAAGGCCGCCGGCGGUCUGGACGGCAAUGACCACGAGCACCUGCUUGUGUCGGACAAUGCUUACGCCUGGAGUCGUGCGAGAGGAAACCUGAUCGUCCUCACCACUAACGCCGGAUUCUGCUCCAACGCUCAGUACUGCUUCAACACGACUAGGGCAAACGGACACUGGACCGAAAUCUACGGCGGCCAUGCUUCUGUCAGUUCCGACAGCACCGGUCAGGCCUGUGUCAAUGUGAUCGACGGGCAGCCAGUCGUGCUGUUGGCCUCGACCAAUUCAACAACGGGCACUGCGCGACCGACCACCACCGCCAAGAAGCCCUGGAGUUGGACCAACAGCACCACCAUCACCAACACCACUAACAGUGCCUGCCCAGCAUCAGUGGCUGUUUCAUUCACAGAGCAAGCAGUGACAGCCGUCGGUGAGACGGUCAAGAUCGUCGGCAAUACUGAUCAGCUGGGCAACUGGGAUGUUUCAAAAGCACCCGCUCUGUCUGUUUUGCGAAAUAACACGAGCAGUUCGAUAUGGAACAUCACUCUGCCCAUGGCGCCCGGACGCACUGUUCAGUAUAAGUUUGUCAAGGUGUCCAGCUCGGGCGGCACGACUUGGGAGAGCGACCCGAAUAGAUUCUACACACCCCCAGUUUCUCAGAGCGCGACUGUGACUGACGAAUGGAGAUGA